GGAAGCUAUGGCUUGGGUGAGCUCAUGGGCGGACGAAUCCGAGGCGGCGGACGAGGCGGCCGCGGCGGCGGGGGGCGGAUCGGUGGCAGGGGCGAUGCCCGAGGACGCAUUUCCACCCCUGGCGGUGGCAGCCAAGCCCGGCGGCGCCGGCGGCGGCAAGAAGAAGAGCAAGGGUCAGACGAUGACGCUGGCGGCGUUCACGACUGGCAAGGUCGUCGGCCCAGGUGCGAAGCGAUUCACCCCUUCCUCUUCCCAGAUUUUCAUGUCGGAUAGCAAUCGCCUCACAUCCGAGGAGCUCAUGUUCCUUCCCACUGGCCCCAAGGAGCGAACUCCGGAGGAGCUCUCCGAGCAGCGCCUCGGCGGUGGAUUCCGGGGCUAUGGUGGCUUCCGUGGCGGCGAUCGCGAUCAGCGCGACCGGCAUCCUUCCAGGGAUCCGGGUUUUGGCGGCGCCGCCAUGCCGCCGCCUCCCUCCCGAGCCGAUGAGAGCAGCGACUGGUUCUCCAGCAAGCCAGCGAUGAUGAUCCGGCCUUCCUCGCGGGGCAGCGAUCGAGACGCGCCGAGCAAGGCUGAUGAGGUGGACGACUGGAAGGCGGGAAAGAGGUUUGUCCCGUCGGAGAGAAGCUUUGGCUAUGGCGGGAGAGAUGGUGGCGGCGGCGGUGGGAGGAACUCGUGGUCUUUUCGAGAUCCAAAGCCCGAGAUGGACAGAUGGUCCGGCGGAGGCGAUGAGAGAAAGGUGGCGAUGGAGAGACCGCGACUGAAUCUACAGCCGAGAAGUUUGCCGGUGGAUUCCUCCCGGCCUUUGAGCAGCCACUCGAGUCGUCCAGGAACACCGGGUGAUACUCCUCAAGUUCAAGUUGGCUCUGGUAAAAACUCGGCCACCACCACCACCACCACCACUGCCAAGCCGCGAUCGAAUCCUUUCGGAGCUGCCAAGCCGAGAGAGGUGGUGCUCGAGGAGAGAGGACAGGACUGGAGAAAGCUUGACUCGGAGCUCGAUCAAAAGAGGUACGAGAGCAAAGAAGAGACGAGGCUCAAGGAGGAGAUCAACGCUCUCAAGGAUCUGAUCGACAAGGAGGGCUCCGAGGCGGCGAGAGAGGAGCUGGAAAAGAAGGAGCUGGAGCUGGAGCAGCUGGUGAAAGAUUUUGAGAGAAGCGCGCGCGUCUCGGACCGGCGACGCAGCGGAGGCAGGGAUGAUCCGCAGAGGCCGCCAUCGUCGCAGAGCAAUCGAAACGGUGGUCCUCCGGAGAUCUGGAGGCGGCCGCCGACGCCAGCCAUGUCGGACGGUGGCAACUUCGAGCCGUCUGGAGGAUGGAGGCGGCCAAGAACACCGUCUUCCAUGCACGAAGGUGGAGAGAUGGGAGGAGGAUAUCGGCGAGGAGAGAAUGGCGGUAGGCCGAGAACUCCGGGGUUUCACGACGAGGAGUGGAGGCAGCCGAGCUGGAGAGACGAUCGUCCAAAGUCCGCGCAGCCCGAUAUGUGGAGCCGGCCGAGAACUCCGUCGGUUCACGAGGAUGAAUGGGGCAAGGAGAAUGGGAGGCGAUCGAGCUAUCAGUUCCAUCACCAGCAGCAGCCCUCGAGGAAUCGCUGGUAAGAUGGUGGCGAUCGAUCGAGCUCGAGAUUUCGCAGGCCUUUUUUUUGCUUUACUCGUUUCUUUAGCUUCUUCUCCAGGCUUGUAAGUAAUAUUAUCUGUGACACUCUUUUGUUUUCUUGUGCAAAGUAGAAUGUUCCGUCAGCGAAAGGGAAAUUUCGUUAAAAUAAUGUAAAGUGAGAAUGUUCUAUUA
Molecule: messenger RNA, 1781 nt
Organism: Selaginella moellendorffii
Lineage: Eukaryota; Viridiplantae; Streptophyta; Lycopodiopsida; Selaginellales; Selaginellaceae
Product: eukaryotic translation initiation factor 4B1
Exons: 2
Coding region: 8-1591 (527 amino acids)
Molecular function (GO): translation initiation factor activity; mRNA binding
Source: RefSeq, a predicted model, not a curated record